Molecule: messenger RNA, 3079 nt
Organism: Nicotiana tabacum (common tobacco)
Lineage: Eukaryota; Viridiplantae; Streptophyta; Magnoliopsida; Solanales; Solanaceae
Product: potassium channel SKOR-like
Biological process (GO): potassium ion transport; transmembrane transport
Cellular component (GO): membrane
Molecular function (GO): protein binding; voltage-gated potassium channel activity
Source: RefSeq, a predicted model, not a curated record
UUAGAUUAUUUAAAAACGUAUAGAUAGAGAAAUUAAUAACUGCGGCAGAGUUUGAGUUUCAUAUAAAUAUCUCUUCCCUCCUCCUUCCCCUUUUCUCCAAAAAGUUCACCCUCUGCUAAAAUCUCUGUCUGGAUCUCAGGCUCGUCUAUCUAUAGCCAUAGAUUAGGCAAUUUUCAGUUCUCAGGAUAUUUCUCUUUACUCCAAAGAACUUUCUAGAUGUUCAAUACAAGGACGAUGAUCGACAUCAGUGAUCAACUCAUUUGAUAUAUUACGAGGAAAAUCGAUUCCACUUCCUGCAUAUAAACAGAGAAAAAUCACUUAGGUGAGUUUAGUGUGAGAAGAGAAGUGUAACGAACAGCGUGAGAUCUGUGAAUUUUGUAGUGCGGUUGAAGAUGUCGAUGAUGAGGAGAGAAGUAGAGGAAGAGAGGAAUAUUAGUAGAAGAGAUUCAGGCGCAGAGUAUAAAAUGGAGGAUUUGACGAAAUCGUCGAGAAGUAGUAGAAGAUAUGCGUUAAUGGAGAAGGAGCUUGGACUGGACUCCAGUACUCACUCGAGGUUUAGCAGAGAAAACGUCAUCAAUGGCAUCAAAGGCCUCUCUCAAGGUUCCGUUAUUUAUCCCGAUGACCGGUGGUACAAGAUAUGGGAGAAGUUUAUCCUGAUUUGGGCGAUUUAUUCAUCUUUUUUUACUCCAAUGGAGUUUGCAUUCUUCAAGGGAUUGCCCAGGAAGCUUUUUCUCUUAGACAUUUGUGGCCAAAUAGCUUUUCUUGUCGACAUAGUCGUGCAAUUCUUUGUAGCUUACAGAGAUAGUCAGACAUACAAGAUGGUGCAUAAACGAACCCCUAUUGCUCUUCGGUACUUGAAAACUCAUUUUAUCUUGGAUUUUCUCAGUUGCAUGCCGUGGGAUAACAUUUAUAAGGCUGCUGGCAAAAAAGAGGGAUUGAGAUACCUUUUAUGGAUUAGGUUAAGCAGGGUGCGCCGAGUCAAUGACUUUUUUCAGAAGAUGGAGAAAGAUAUUCGGAUCAAUUAUCUCUUCACUAGGAUAUUAAAACUUAUCGUUGUUGAACUCUAUUGCACGCAUACAGCAGCUUGCAUCUUUUACUUUUUGGCUACUACUCUGCCUGAAGAGAAAGAAGGUUACACAUGGAUUGGGAGUUUGACCCUGGGAGACUACAGUUAUUCACACUUUAGAGAGAUUGAUCUCUGGAGGCGAUACAUCACUUCUCUGUAUUUUGCCAUUGUCACUAUGGCAACUGUGGGCUACGGUGACAUACAUGCAGUCAAUCUGAGGGAAAUGAUAUUUGUUAUGAUUUAUGUCUCUUUUGACAUGAUUCUUGGUGCUUAUUUGAUCGGUAAUAUGACAGCACUGAUUGUCAAGGGAUCAAAAACCGUCCGAUACAGGGAUAAAAUGACAGAUCUUAUGAACUAUAUGAACAGAAAUAGACUCGGAAGAGAUAUUCGUACUCAAAUUAAAGAUCACUUGCGAUUACAAUAUGAAAGCGCUUACACUGAUGCAGCUGUUCUUCAGGACCUUCCCAUCUCAAUCCGAGCUAAGAUAUCCCAGACGUUAUAUCAGUCUUGCAUUGAAAAUAUUCCUCUUUUCAGGGACUGCUCCUCAGAAUUCAUAAGUCAAAUUGUAACUAGAGUGUGUGAAGAAUUUUUCCUUCCAGGAGAAGUGAUCAUGGAACAGGGGCAUGUGGUAGACCAACUUUAUUUUGUCUGUCAUGGUGUUCUGGAGGAAAUUGGUAUAGGGAAUGAUGGGUCAGAAGAGAGAGUAGCACUUCUUGAGCCAAAUAGCUCGUUUGGGGAAAUAUCCAUUCUUUGCAACAUUCCACAACCAUAUACUGUCCGUGUGUGUGAACUAUGCAGACUCAUACGGAUUGAUAAGCAAUCAUUUUCAAAUAUUUUGGAGAUCUAUUUUCAUGACGGGAGAAGAAUUUUGACUAACUUAUUAGAGGGAAAAGAUUCUGAUCUUCGUGUGAAGCAAGUGGAGUCAGAUAUAACAUUCCAUAUUGGGAAACAAGAGGCUGAGCUUGCUUUGAAAGUGAAUAGUGCAGCUUAUCAUGGUGAUUUGCACCAGCUGAAGGGUCUGAUCCGAGCUGGAGCUGAUCCCAACAAGAAAGAUUAUGAUGGAAGAUCUCCUUUGCAUCUUGCAGCGUCCAGAGGAUAUGAAGACAUCUCUCUUUUCCUUAUCCAAGAAGGUGUCGAUCUCAAUGCUUCAGACAACUUUGAUACCACACCGCUGUUUGAAGCUAUCAAGAAUGGACACGAUCGUGUUGCUUCAUUACUUGUUAAGGAAGGUGCUUUCUUGAAGAUCGAAAAUGCUGGUAGUUUUUUGUGUAUGUUGGUUGCAAAGGGGGAUUCGGAUCUACUACGAAGGCUGUUGUCCAAUGGUAUUGAUCCAAACUCCAAAGACUAUGAUCACCGAACACCACUCCAUGUAGCGGCUUCUCAAGGAUUAUUCGCGAUGGCGAGAUUGCUUCUGGGAGCUGGUGCUUCUGUUUUCUCGAAAGACAGAUGGGGAAAUACUCCAUUUGAUGAAGCUAGACUAAGUGGAAACAAUCAAUUGACCAAGCUUCUGGAAGAAGCAAAAUCAGCUCAGAUAUCGGAAUUCCCUAUUGCUCCACACGAGAUCUCAGAAAAAAUGCACCCACAGAAGUGUACUGUGUUUCCUUUCCACCCAUGGGAGCCCAAGGAUCUCAGGAAACAUGGUGUUGUACUGUGGAUACCUAAGAGUAUGGAAGAGCUCAUUACUACAGCAUCGGAACAACUCAACUUUCCAUCUGGCUCUUGUAUUUUAUCAGAAGAUGCAGGUAAAAUUCUUGAUAUAGGUUUGAUUUCUGAUGGUCAGAAGUUGUACUUGAUCAGUGAAACAACUUGAGAAUACCUCGUCUAUAUAUAGUUACACCCUGUGUAGCUUUGGGGUUUGUAUAUAUAUUGUCAACCAAGUUGAAGAUGAAACGAAAAAAUCUCUUGUAGUUACUCACUGCUUUGAGUGAUGAUUUUGCAAAUGAGAUGUAAACCCACUGUAUCAGUUUAUGCUUCUUGUUAUUUGUAGUGUUUUGGUACUUGUACCUUGCAUUA